Messenger RNA from Tripterygium wilfordii, 1859 nucleotides. RefSeq names its product inner membrane protein PPF-1, chloroplastic-like. Lineage: Eukaryota; Viridiplantae; Streptophyta; Magnoliopsida; Celastrales; Celastraceae. Gene Ontology annotation, molecular function: membrane insertase activity. The transcript has 11 exons. Gene Ontology annotation, biological process: protein localization to chloroplast; protein insertion into membrane; thylakoid membrane organization. Gene Ontology annotation, cellular component: chloroplast thylakoid membrane. The coding region runs from base 96 to 1421 and encodes 441 amino acids. The record is from RefSeq and is a predicted model, not a curated record.
AUAAUUCAAAUAUUCCUCCAUUUCUCGUCAUUGCUUCUCCACCUCUCAUGAGGACUUGAGCUCCCACUCCCUUUUAUCUUCUUCUAUUGAAUUCCAUGGCGAAAACCCUAAUUUCGUCUCCGUCGUUCAUCGGCACGCCACUGCCGUCCAUCUCUCGCCAUGGUCUCCCUCACCGUAGACUUGUCUCCACCAGAGUUAAACUCAGCUUCCAUGAGAUACCUCCAAUCCAUUCCAUGGUCUCGUCGAUUGAUUUCAACGUUGUUGUUAGAAAAGCCGAGGGGCUUCUCUACACACUAGCAGAUGCGGCGGUCGCUGUGGAUUCUGCCGCCGAUGCUGCCGCGCCGCAGAAGAAUGGUGGUUGGUUCGGAUUUAUCUCGGAUGGAAUGGAAGUCGUGCUCAAGGUGCUGAAGGAUGGAUUGAGUGCUGUUCAUCUGCCAUAUGCAUAUGGGUUUGCUAUUAUUUUACUUACAGUUAUUGUUAAGGCUGCCACGUAUCCUUUGACGAAGCAGCAGGUGGAAUCCACAAUGGCUAUGCAAAAUCUUCAACCAAAGAUCAAAGCCAUUCAACAAAGAUACGCAGGCAAUCAGGAAAAAAUACAACUCGAGACAUCACGCUUAUAUAGGCAGGCCGGGGUGAAUCCAUUGGCAGGUUGUUUACCAACCUUGGCUACAAUACCAGUCUGGAUAGGUCUAUAUCAAGCUCUUUCCAAUGUAGCAAACGAGGGAUUGUUGACAGAAGGUUUCUUUUGGAUCCCGUCCUUGGGUGGGCCUACCACUAUUGCUGCUCGACAAAGUGGAUCUGGCAUUUCUUGGCUUAUUCCAUUUGUGGAUGGACAUCCACCAUUGGGUUGGCACGACACUAUUGCGUACCUUGUUUUACCUGUCCUCCUUGUUGUUUCUCAGUAUGUUUCAAUGGAGCUGAUGAAGCCUCCACAGACAGAUGAUCCGGCUCAGAAGAACUCGCUUCUGGUUUUGAAGUUCCUACCUCUGAUGAUUGGUUACUUUUCCUUGUCUGUUCCAUCAGGAUUGUCAAUAUACUGGUUUACAAACAAUGUCCUAAGCACAGCUCAACAAGUAUGGUUACGCAAAUUAGGGGGUGCUACGCCUGUUGUUAAUGAGAACGCGAGUGGCAUCAUCACUGCAGGACGUGCAAAAAGAUCAGCUUCUCAGCCAGUACUGUCUGGAGACAGAUUCAGACAGUUAAAAGACGAGGAGAAGAGAAAAAAUUUGAGCAAGGCAUUGCCAGCGGAAGAGAUUCAAGCCCUGGAUUCUGUAUCUGAUUCUGGUGUGGACUCAGAUGAAGAUAAGGACAAGGAUGAGGAGGUUCUAGAAGAGGCGUAUGCUUCUAAUACAAGCAAGCAGGUUCCCAAUGUUUCUCGGCCAAAGAGAAGCAAGCGAACAAAGCGGAAACGUGCUGUAUAACAAGGAAUGUUUACUGAUAUUGUUUUUAAUUUAAGGUGAGUUCUGUAAAUCUCAGAAAAAUUAAUUAAUUAUUGUUAAUAUAUAGAGCCAUUUUUAUGCUGGCUCUUCCAUUAUAAAUAAUGAGGAAAAUCUGGGUGACUAGCCGCCUAUCGGCCAAUACAGGUUACAAGGAAGAAGUAACCUGAGAUACAUGUGGUUAUCAUGUCACGUCAACUGAUUGAAUACCUUGUGAUAAGGAAUCAAUAGUUGAAAUUGUGACUUGGUUAAAUAUGUGUAAUUCGGUUUCUUUCAUUAGAAGCAGUUGCUGGUCUUAACCUGAAGAAGAUUACGGCUUAUUAUUAUUAUUUUAUUGUUGUAAAUUUCUGUAGUGCUGCAUGGAUGGGAAUUUUCUGCACAUUAGAUUAUUGAGGUUCAUGUAUUUCAUCAUCAAUUUGUCUU